This is a messenger RNA of Punica granatum (pomegranate), 1143 nucleotides long. Lineage: Eukaryota; Viridiplantae; Streptophyta; Magnoliopsida; Myrtales; Lythraceae. The record is from RefSeq and is a predicted model, not a curated record.
UCAGGAAAUGUUCGAUCCGUUAAAUGGCCACAUUAUCUCCGGCGACGACGGGCCAUUCUUCCUCACCGUCAGCCGCCAUAAACCACCAGCCCACCUCCGCCGCCACAGGUCGCACGGUGGCCUUCACGACCCCCAACAACUACGCCGACAGGCUCUCUCGCCUCCUCGCCCUCAGGGGUCACGCACCGCUCUGGUGCCCCACCCUCACCGUCAAUGCCACCCCACAGUCCCUCAUCCCUCACCUCUCGCCUCCGCCGGCCCUCGAGGCCUUCUCCACUGUAGCGUUCACCUCGCGUGCCGGAAUAGGUGCGUUCUGCGCUGCGGUGGCCGGGAUUAAAGGGGCGCUGCUCGCCUCGGACGGUGACGCUUUCCUAAUCGCCGCCUUGGGCAGCGACGCCGAGCUCCUAAAUGAGGAGUUUCUGUUAAAGAUAUGUCCUGACUUCCAUAGAAUUAAAACCAUCGUGCCAUCGACACCCACUCCGAGCGGUUUGGUCGAGUCACUAGGGCCCGGAGGCGGCCGAAAGGUCUUGUGCCCGGUGCCUCUGGUCAUUGGGAUCGAGGAGCCUCCAGUAGUCCCGAGUUUCCUUAGGGAACUUGAGGCUAGUGGCUGGAUGCCAGUAAAGGUCGGGGCAUAUGAGACACGAUGGCUGGGCCCACAAUGCGCCGAGGUGAUCAUGGGAGAAGAGGUUCUGGACGCUAUAAUAUUCACGAGCACGGCCGAGGUGGAAGGGCUGCUGAAAGGGUUGAGAGAGCUUGGAUGGGACUGGGGGACGGUGAGAAGGAAGUGGCCAGAGCUGGUGGUGGCAGCCCACGGGCCGGUCACGGCUGCGGGGGCAGAGAGGCUGGGGGUCGGGGUGGAUGUUGUGGGAUCCAGGUUUGAUAACUUUGAGGGUGUUGUUGGUGCUCUUGAUCUGAGAUGGCAUGGCCCGAGAUAGAUCGAUCAUGCCUUAUGCAUAUGUUAAUGUUCUCUGUAAUUUAAACACUAAGCUCGAAAAUUACAUGAGAUUAGCAAACCGAUAAUACUGGAGUCACUUCAUCUGCAUUCCAUGUACGUAGUCCUCUCACAAACCUAUCAUUGCGUUAAAGGCAUCGAUUGAUGCUUUUUCGAUAAAUAUUGAACUACCGAGUCUUUUUCUAUAAUAA